AUGCCACGCUGUCGCAAAGGAAGGAAGAGCCCCUACAGAACUGAUGAAAUAGCACAAAAUGUUAAGAGUUCGUUUAUUAGAGAUGGAGAAAAUAACUUGCGCAAUUACUCACAACCUGUUGAUGAUGGCAUGAAAGAUGCGUAUGAUCGUGUGAAACCGUCUAAUUUGUACAACGACAUGUCAAAUACAGCAAGGUCGUAUCCAAAAUGGAAUGAUUACGAUCGCUCGCGUUCGAUCAAUUCGUACAAGGUCGAAGAUAUUCCAUACAACAGAAAUAUUCGUGAUGGAUUUGAACCACGCCAAACGCCUCUAUACUCAAAUAAUAUGAUGGGUGAAUUGCCAGUACCUAGAAACACUCACACUGGAUACGAACCGCGCCACUUAUCUCCAUAUGGAAGUCGUUCAAAUAAUUUAAUGGGGGAUAUACCAGACGCUAAGCUUGUUCGGGAAACUUAUGAGCCCCACUAUAUUCCUGUGAAAUAUAACCGUUCAAAUAAUUUAUUGAAUAAUGUGUCAGAAACUAGAAAUAUUCGAGAUAGAUUUGAAUCACGCCAAACACCUCUAUACUCAAAUAAUAUGAUGGGUGAAUUGCCAGUACCUAGUUCUGUUUCUAGUAAUGGAAACACAUAUUCAUACUCUAUUCCACAGCGUCCUAAUUUGAAAAUAAUUCGAGACGAGGAUACAUAUAACAGAAAUGCGGAUUAG
Molecule: messenger RNA, 705 nt
Organism: Schistosoma rodhaini
Lineage: Eukaryota; Metazoa; Platyhelminthes; Trematoda; Strigeidida; Schistosomatidae
Source: the annotation of a GenBank genome assembly